AGCGCCACUCUGGUGGAAGAGUGUCAUUGCAGGUGGUGCUACGGUUGCCAUGGUACGGCGUCGGUGGCUGUGGCAAACCUCAAGGCGUGGACUGAAAACGAAAAAUAGUAUCUGAACGCCCCAGACUGGCAAAAUUAGCCCGUGCUGCAGUAUUACUGUGGAUAAUUACAGGUCGACGCAUUCUGAAACGGCAGUCGUGACUGUUUGUUCCCAAAAAGGGCGGGUGGCUAUGCCAUCUUAUACAUAACGGUAGUAAAGCUUGCUAAAGUUCGUGCUAGUUAGCUUGCUAAUGGUCUGAGCUUUUUAGCUAACAUUAGCCAAGGGUUACAAAGUUAAACGUAAAUCCAACAACGCCAGCAAGAUUUUUUCAAAGUAAACGCGGAAACGGCAGAUUACAGCCAGGAGACUCCGAAUGAGAGAUUGUGACCCGGCCUCAGAGAGUUUCUCAGCCAACCUAACAGCGUUAUCAGGAACCUGGAGACAAUCAGAAAUAAUCACUAUGAAGACGAAAAAGAGGUGACUGGGAUAUGAUGUAUGUGAAUUUCUUCUCAAAGUGACAACAUGGAAUCUGAAAAUGCCACUGAGCUGCAUGAAGACAACCGGGAUGUUGAUCUAAGUCGCCAGUCCCUUCGGGGUACAAAGAAAGAUUCCCGAGGAUCAGCCUUCCAAAAACACAAAAAGAACUUCCAGGACAAGAAUGAGGAUGAAAAAGACAGCUGUGUUGAGAGUAGAUCGAAAACCAGAACCUGGCAUUCAGACCCUGAUCGGGACCAGAUAUCCGAUGGAGAGAGACGGAGAAGUAGUGGGUCAUUUUAUUCAGAGGACUAUGAGAAUGAGUCUCCUUCAGAGAGUUCACUCUCACCAUACUCCCGGUCCCGGACUCCAUCCCCUACUCCUCAAAAAGGGGUGCGGGCAAAGAGGAUUUCUACCAGCCCAGUCUACAAGACAGUUGUAGGGCGACGGGGUGUGCCCCGCCCACAGCGUCUAGGUGGCCAACCCCUGACCCAGCAUCAAUGCAGGGGAGUGCGAUCACAAAGCAAGGACUCCACACCCCCGAAAGACAUGGACCUCGUGACCAAGCGGAUGCUUUCGGCCCGCCUGCUAAAGAUCAAUGAAUUGCGUAAUGCUCUUGCUGAGCUGCAGCAGCGUACUGAUGAGCUGCAGAAGGAAAACCGAAUCCUCAGACAGCUUCAGGUUCGUCAAGAGAAAGCCCUGCAGCGCUACGAUGACACAGAGAGUGAGAUUUCCCAGCUCUUGUCGCGCCACUCCAACGAGACCCACGUGCUGCGCGAGCGGCUCAGGCGCACUCAGGAGCGGGAACGGGCAGCUGAGCGGAGGGUGAGGGACAGCGAGGAGCAGCUGCAAAGGAGUCAGGCGACCAUCGCCCGGCUAAAGAAGCUGGUCGACCGGCGAGAGUUAGGAGCCAGAGAUGAGCUAAGCCGCAGGCUGGAGGAAGAGAAGGCACGGGCCCAAGAGGCAGAACGCAGGAUUAAGGAGCUGGAGCGUAGCAUAGAGCUGAUUAACAGCAGUUACCAGAGGCAGUUGGCUGCAGAGAGGAAGAAAACCAUCAGUGCCCAGGAGGAGAUUAGGACCCUGCAGGAGGAGCUGGAACGACUGACCAAUAAACUUAAGGAGAAGGAGAGAGAACUAGACACCAAGAACAUUUAUGCCAACCGCAUGGUAAAAGCCUCACUAAGAAAAGAUACUGACAGUAGCACAAAGCAGAAAGUUCCCAGCAGGAACAGCACCAAGGCAGUGCAGACUGAAGACAGGGUGUCCAGUCUGGAUUUCCCCACACCUCCCCCCGCCAUCACUGAUGCCAACGAUUACAGUGAACAGGGACCUGAUGAAUACCUAUCACUCAAGUCGUUCUGUCAACAGGAGCUUGACAGAGUGGACAGACAGGCAGAGACAAAAGACAGGCAUCAAAACUGCGAACAGCAGAAGAUGAGAGACAAGGAAAAACACAGAGAAAGGGAGAGAGAGCAGGAGAGGGAGAAACAGCAGCUCAACCAGGAGCUGAGUGUGCUUGAAGAGAAGGCGAAGAGACUAAGAGACGGCUGGGAGAAAGAAAUGGAGGAAGAAGACAAAAAGAAGACAAGUUCCCUGUUGAACCCGAAGGAGGAAGAGAACAAGAGGAAGCGUGGUCAUGUCCAGGAGGAGGUGGAGAGGUGGAACCAGGAGGUUCUGGCUAAUCAGCAAGCAGCAGAGGAAGCACGCCGUAAAAAAGAGCAGCUGCUGGCUAAGAUGCAUGAAAUAGAUCGUCAAAUCCAGGGAGCCCAGGACUCCAUGUUUGCUGAGUUGAGUCCCUCUGAGACCAACAAGAGUACCAGUGACCAUUCUUCUCCUCGUCCUCCUGAGCAGAGGAACCAUAACUCUUCAGUUUUCAGCCACACAGAGCGAGAGGACUCGUCCAGUUUGCGUGCUGGUGCUGGAAGCAGAGAAGGUGGAAGGAGAAGACCAGGCAUAGAGGGUGGAGCAGUUACAACAGGAAUUGGCAGAAGAGCACUACGCACCCAAAUCUCCAGUGACGACUUGGCAUUUGGAAGCUACGCGCCUUCUUUCGGAAAUUCACAUUCCCGAGGGUGUUCUGGUUUCCCUCCACCUCCACCCAAAGAGGACAGGGACUCUACAUUUGAAGCAAUAGGUGUUUUUAGUCUCAGAGAGUUGGAGACAGAAAAAGAUAAAGACAUGGAAAAAGGAGGGGGCAAGGACAGGAAGUCUAGCCUCAUGCAACAGUUAUUUGGUGCCCUGGCCACACCUGCUGGCGACAGUGUGAGCACCUCCAAUAAAAUGGAGGUCCUCAGUAGUCCUCCAACUACCAAUGGAGUACGUUCAAGAAGGGAUGGACUGCUCAGCUUCAACUCAGGGUCUUCCACUCCUCCAGUAUCUUCUUUAAGCACCCUAAAUGUAGCAGAUAGCCGACCUGCCAUCCGUGCCAUCACCUCAUUUGAUGAUGACAUAGAGGAACUGACUUUAUGAAAGUAAUUUAGAUCAGAGGUAGUCAGUCUCAUGUUGGGCCGUCAUGAGACACCGUGGAGUGAUUUCCAAAAUAUAAGAAUCUGAGUGAUGAACUACUUCUACAAAGGCUGAACACUAUUGAUUUCCCGAUUAAAAAAAAUCAAACAUUAUCAACAAAAUCAAACAUAGAGGGAAAGAAACUUUCUGCAAAGUAUCUAAAAUACUAUAUGACUAUAGACAUUAUUUAACCUGUGUAACUGUCUUUAAUGUUUCAUCAUGUAGAAAAUGUCUAAUUGAAGGUGGUUUUCAAGCAUUCAUGUGACUGCCUCUACAGGAAUUUUAAUACUAGUUGCACUUAUGACACUUUUAUUUGUUGCACUUGUUAAAUCUGAAGACGUUUCACUGGUUGCAGUGCGGAUUUCCAAUCGGAAUGUGACUGGUAGAUCAUCUGAGCAAUACAAAGUCGGCAGAGCCACGGCACACAGGAACGCUGCAUCUGGAACAUGUGUCUAAUAAACACACAGACCCAGCGCACAGGCAAUACAGACACACUGAAACUCGAUGCACAUUUCUUUACAUUUCAAAUUUCAGCACUUUGCCAUAUUUUGUAGUAGUAAUAGUUAGAGGCUGCUGUUAUUAUUGGUUGGAUAGGGAUCCUGUAUUUUUGUGUGUGUGUUUACCACUAAGCGAUAUGACAGCCAUGCUAUGUGUAAACUGAUUGCUGAAUGUCUGACAAUUACACAAAGCAGGUUAUUUUGCAACCUUAUAAAAAUGGCAAAUUUCUGCAGGUUUACGACUUUCAAUAUUAGGGCUGAUUCUAUUAAAUUUUAGUGGGAAAAUGUCAGUGACCCCAUAGAAAAUGAUAUUAUGUUGAAUAAUCAACACCAUGUUAAGCUCAGUGAGUGGUAGUGUAGUUUUUUGUUUAAUCUAGCAUAUGUUUUGUAUUAAGAAAGAUCACCACCACCAAGAUAUUUGGUGGUUUAUGGCUGUUUUUAGUAGUGCCACCGGAAAUUCAGACCCCCUAACACCAGCUCACUUGUGGCUCCUUAAACAGUGAAUAUCUAUGACUCCUGGCAUGUUGUCCCCUGCACUAUGUCCCAUGCGAUGGCAGUAUGACACUGACCAGACAAUCAGCACUAAAAGAAACCACCAGUGGCUGUAAGAGAGGCUACCUGUUGAGUCUCAACAAUAUAGAAGUGAAUAGAAAAAAUGUUACAUUUUUAAUCGCUAUUUAUUUAGUUAUGUUGUAUUCAUAAAAAUCAAGAUUCCGUAAUAAAAAAUUACCGUAGUUCCCUUUAGCAGCGCUUACCACAAG
Xiphias gladius (swordfish) is the source of this 4276-nucleotide messenger RNA. It is a transcript of the gene lca5, whose product is annotated as lebercilin LCA5. Gene Ontology annotation, biological process: intraciliary transport. Lineage: Eukaryota; Metazoa; Chordata; Actinopteri; Istiophoriformes; Xiphiidae. Gene Ontology annotation, cellular component: axoneme. The coding region runs from base 562 to 2982 and encodes 806 amino acids. The transcript is spliced from 10 exons. The record is from RefSeq and is a predicted model, not a curated record.